This is a messenger RNA of Lichtheimia ornata, 1002 nucleotides long. RefSeq lists its product as uncharacterized. The record is from RefSeq and is a predicted model, not a curated record. NCBI's taxonomy places the organism in Eukaryota, Fungi, Mucoromycota, Mucoromycetes, Mucorales, Lichtheimiaceae. The coding region runs from base 1 to 1002 and encodes 333 amino acids. The transcript has 8 exons.
AUGUGCCGUUUGCUCUUGUAUAAAGGCAAGCAGCCUAUCCUGUUAGCCCAUCUUCUUACCAACCCUGCCCAUUCCAUAAUCAACCAAGCCUUUGACUCUCGAUUGCGACUCGAUCAUCGUCGACCACUCAAUGGUGAUGGUUUUGGUGUAGGGUGGUAUGACAGUGACCCGGAUGAAGGUUCUGGUACGCCUUGUAUUUUCACGUCAGUGACACCUGCAUGGAGCAAUUCGAAUCUGGUGCGUCUUGCAGAACGUAUCAAGAGCCCGUUACUAUUUGCGCAUGUACGAGCAAGUACAUCAGGAGCUGUGACUGAAGCCAACUGCCAUCCAUGGAACUAUGGGCGGAUCAUGUGGAUGCAUAAUGGAGGAAUUGCGCAAUUUGACAAGAUCAAACGUAAACUAUUGAGCGCUUUACCUGAGGAACUAUUCCUAUUUGUCCAAGGCAACACCGACUCCGAAUGGGCCUUUGCUCUCUUCCUUAGCUUUCUUUCCAAUCCAAAGGCUGAAAAGUUUGAUCAUCAAGAACUCAAAGACGCCAUGCUCAAGACCAUUGCACAGUUAAAUGAAUGGGCAGAGGAAGCAAACAUCACUGAACCAUCCCUAUUAAAUUUCGCAGUGACGGAUGGAGAAUCGGUGGUGUGCGUGCGAUAUAUCAGUAGCAAGACCGAAGAAGCAGCAUCAUUGUAUUUUUCAUCUGGCACACGAUUUGAGUCCUAUCGACCAGGCCAUUACAGGAUGGUGAAAGCGGAUCGCCGUGAAGAUAUGGUAGUAGUUGCCAGUGAACCCCUGACAUUUGAAAAAGCGGAUUGGUUGACCAUUCCCACCAACAAUAUCCUCGUGAUCACACCCAAGCUCAAUGUUUUGCUACAUCCGGUCAAGGACAAGUUUUACACUGAUGAACGUGGUGUGGAAGUCAAAGUCGGCGAAGAAGUCGCAAGGAUACCCGAGCCAAGGGCUCAAAUGAUGGCUCAUCGGGCUCAUUUGACGUGUAUGGGACACUAG